Messenger RNA from Ornithodoros turicata, 676 nucleotides. RefSeq names its product cytochrome c oxidase subunit 2-like. Gene Ontology annotation, biological process: ATP synthesis coupled electron transport. The transcript has a single exon. The record is from RefSeq and is a predicted model, not a curated record. Gene Ontology annotation, cellular component: membrane. Lineage: Eukaryota; Metazoa; Arthropoda; Arachnida; Ixodida; Argasidae. Gene Ontology annotation, molecular function: copper ion binding; cytochrome-c oxidase activity.
AUGAUAUCAUGAGCUAACCUAUCAUUUCCAAACAGAAACUCCCCAAUUAUAGAACAGUUAAUUUUUUUUCAUGACCAUUCUAUAACAAUCAUUGUUUUAAUUACCUUAAUUACACUUUAUAUAAUUAUAAAUGUAGUUUUAAAUUCUAUAACAAGUCGGUUCCUUAUAGAAGGUCAAGAGAUUGAGACCCUUUGAACCAUUAUCCCUGCUGUGAUUUUAAUCUACAUUGCUCUCCCAUCUCUCCGACUACUUUACUUAAUAGAAGAAUCAUUCUAUCCAUCAAUCUCAAUAAAAGUUAUCGGGCAUCAAUGAUAUUGAUCAUAUGAAUACCCCGACUUCAACAUUGAACUUGAUUCAUUUAUAAUCCCAAAUUUUGAUGAAAACCUAUCCACAUUCCGUUUAUUAGACGUUGACAACCGAAUUGUCCUGCCUUAUAAUACUAAUAUACGAAUCCUAAUUACAUCUGCUGAUGUUAUUCAUUCAUGAACAAUCCCAACACUUGGAGUCAAAAUAGAUGCAGUCCCAGGACGAUUAAAUCAAAUUUCAACAAUAGCUAGACGCCCAGGAAUCUUUUAUGGCCAAUGUUCAGAAAUUUGUGGAGCAAACCAUAGUUUUAUACCUAUUUCUAUAGAAGUUACAUCACUAAAUAAUUUCCUCAAUUGAAUUAAACUAUUUU